UUAUAUACACAGCAACCGCGGAGCAGAACCAGAGGAAGAUAAAAACAUGGCCACUAUUAUGGCGCAGUUGCUGCUAUCCAGCUGCUAUCCGUCUUUGUGUGCGUGGUAGGAUCCUAACAAUAUAUGGCGUCUCCCGAGGAGGAGAGUCCUAGCGUUUUCAGGAUGACUAAGCAAUUUCGAAGACGAAUCAUUAAACACAACGGAAAAGUAUCGUUUUUCGAGGAUCGCUGUGACUCUUGAAACAGUUCACGGAUUAAAAAUUAUUGCUAUGAAUAUGGAACCACUUUCACCUGGUCCUUGUUUGGACAUCAGUGACGACGAACUCGUCACUAUAUCAGUCAGAGAUCUGAACCGUCAAUUGAAAUUAAGAGGUCUGACACGCGAUGAGAUCGUUCGCAUGAAACAGCGCAGACGAACACUGAAGAAUCGAGGCUACGCAGCAAGUUGUAGAAUCAAACGAAUUGAGCAAAAGGAUGAAUUGGAGUCGGAGAAGAGCCAAGAGUAUCGAGACAUGGAAGCAAUGCAAGAAGACAAUAACAGAAUGCGGGAAGAAAUUGAAUCCUGGCACGGCAAAUAUCAGGCCCUUAAAAAAUUUGCUGUCGACAAAAAAAUUAUCAUUCCCCCCGAGUUGCAAACGAUAUAAUAAUUCUUGCUCAUUUUUUUCUCAAAUACUUUUUCUGUCAAUAACCUCUUCUUUUCGUCUCAUUGUAACAUUAUAACAACCUAUAAGAUUGCGUGGGUGAAUGUACUUUCUGGUUUAUUCAUUAAACAUAAAACAGAGUGCGUUUAUUCAAUAGA
This is a messenger RNA of Venturia canescens, 798 nucleotides long. RefSeq names its product MAF bZIP transcription factor K (gene maf-S). NCBI's taxonomy places the organism in Eukaryota, Metazoa, Arthropoda, Insecta, Hymenoptera, Ichneumonidae. The transcript is spliced from 2 exons. Gene Ontology annotation, biological process: regulation of transcription by RNA polymerase II. Gene Ontology annotation, molecular function: DNA-binding transcription factor activity, RNA polymerase II-specific; RNA polymerase II cis-regulatory region sequence-specific DNA binding. Gene Ontology annotation, cellular component: nucleus. Bases 269 to 643 code for a protein of 124 amino acids. The record is from RefSeq and is a predicted model, not a curated record.